Messenger RNA from Solanum dulcamara, 1176 nucleotides. RefSeq names its product exosome complex component RRP41 homolog. The coding region runs from base 78 to 809 and encodes 243 amino acids. Gene Ontology annotation, biological process: rRNA catabolic process; nuclear mRNA surveillance; U4 snRNA 3'-end processing. The record is from RefSeq and is a predicted model, not a curated record. NCBI's taxonomy places the organism in Eukaryota, Viridiplantae, Streptophyta, Magnoliopsida, Solanales, Solanaceae. Gene Ontology annotation, cellular component: nucleolus; cytoplasmic exosome (RNase complex); nuclear exosome (RNase complex). The transcript has 12 exons.
GUCAAAACCCUGAUUACAGCGUGUCUUGUAAAACCUGAGGGGGUUUGCACAAUCCCAGUCUUCUCCGGGCGAACAAGAUGGAGUACGUUAAUCCCGAAGGUCUUCGUUUAGAUGGUCGCCGUCCCAUGGAGAUGAGACAACUUCGUGCUGAAAUAGGGGUUGUAUCCAGAGCAGAUGGUUCCGCUUCGUUUGAAAUGGGUAAUACCAAAGUCAUUGCUGCAGUUUAUGGUCCUAGGGAGGUUCAGAACAGGAGCCAACAGAUGAAUGACCAGGCACUGGUACGUUGCGAGUAUAGCAUGGCUAAUUUCAGCACUGGCGAUCGCCGGAGAAAAACAAAGGGCGACAGGAGAUCCACAGAGAUAUCUCUUGUUAUUCGCCAGACAAUGGAAGCUUGCAUAUUGACACACCUGAUGCCUCGCUCUCAGAUAGACAUUUAUGUCCAAGUUCUCCAAGCAGACGGAGGUACAAGAUCAGCAUGCAUAAAUGCUGCCACACUGGCACUAGCUGACGCGGGUAUUCCCAUGCGUGAUCUCGUCACAUCAUGCAGUGCUGGAUACCUGAAUAGCACACCUCUUCUUGAUCUAAACUACUUGGAAGAUAGUGCUGGAGGCGCUGAUGUCACUGUAGGAAUUUUACCUAAGUUGGACAAAGUGACCCUUUUGCAGAUGGAUGCUAAACUACCAACUGAUAUUUUUGAAAAUGUCAUGCAAUUAGCAGUUGAAGGCUGCAAAGCAGUGGAAAGCCACAUCCGAGAAAUAUUGUUAGAAAAUGCCCAGACAUUGGUGAUUCGCCAAGGGUACGGCUCUUAACAAGCUGAGGAACGUUUAUUGAGUUUUUGUUUGCUGCAAAUCCCAAAGGGAAAAAAGGAGUCCUGGAUUUGCUGCUGCAAUUUUUUCAAACAAUGGUAGAUCAAAAAGUGCUACCGAGCAGCAAAUUUUUUCAAACAAUGGUAGAUCAAAAAGUGCUACCAUUCGGUGAGGGCUUGUGGAGAAAUGAUUUUUCCUAGUGUUUCUUGACUUUGCCUAUUGUCUUUUCUGUCAUGUUACAGUGCUUGUAGGAUGUGUAUUUACUGAUCCCUCUUAAAAUUGAUGAUUAAUGUGGAAGUUAGAAGUUAUUUUGGAAAGUAUUGAAGAAGUUUAUGGUAAUUGGUAUGGUCUUUUUCUAAUUUCAGUACAA